AUGUCGCGCUUUGCAAGAAACACAGCACAAAGCAGUACGCCAGAAGCGAGAGUUGGACGCGCUGCUUGCAGACGAUCAGGAAUGCCGGGAACUUGCCGAACAGGUCCAAUGUCAGGGAGUUGA
This is a messenger RNA of Gongylonema pulchrum, 123 nucleotides long. The record is from the annotation of a GenBank genome assembly. NCBI's taxonomy places the organism in Eukaryota, Metazoa, Nematoda, Chromadorea, Rhabditida, Gongylonematidae.